Molecule: messenger RNA, 4698 nt
Organism: Mustela erminea (ermine)
Lineage: Eukaryota; Metazoa; Chordata; Mammalia; Carnivora; Mustelidae
Gene: SEC24B
Product: SEC24 homolog B, COPII coat complex component
Exons: 25
Coding region: 63-3920 (1285 amino acids)
Biological process (GO): intracellular protein transport; COPII-coated vesicle cargo loading; endoplasmic reticulum to Golgi vesicle-mediated transport
Cellular component (GO): COPII vesicle coat; endoplasmic reticulum exit site
Molecular function (GO): SNARE binding; zinc ion binding
Source: RefSeq, a predicted model, not a curated record
CCGCCUUCCCUUCCCUCCGCCCACCUCCCCGAAGCGGAGCCGCCGCCGCCAGCCGCGCCGUCAUGUCGGCCCCCGCCGAGUCCCCUCAUCCGGCCGCCAGCGCCCGGAUCUCGCCCAAGCUUGGCGGAGCCACAGCCUCAGGAGCCGCCACGCCCGCAGGCCCGGGCCCGGCGCCGCACCAGCAGAACGGUCCGGCACAGAGUCAAAUGCAGGUUCCAUCAGGGUAUGGAGUGCAUCCUCAAAACUACAUUGCUUCAUCAGGACAUUAUCCUCAAGGACCUGGGAAGAUGACCUCAUUGCCGUUGGAUAGCCAGUGUGGUGAUUACUACUCCGGUCUCUAUACGGUACCGACACAAAAUGUGGUGACUCCUAAUACAGCAAAUCAACAACCAGGAGCACAGCACAUGUAUGGCAGGGGUCCUCCUGCACCUCAUAUAGUGGGAUCCACUCCGGGAUCUUUCCAGGGUGCCACAUCACCAACAUUGCAUUUGCAUACGAGUGCCGCCCAGCGGUACUCCCAUUUUGUGAAUCACUACAGUAGCCCAGCCAUGUACUCUGCCAACUCUUCUGUUGCUUCUCAGGGAUUUCCCUCUACCUGUGCUCACUACGCUAUGUCAACUGUUUCUACUGCUGCAUAUCCUAGUGUUUCAUAUCCCUCUCUGCCUGCCGGUGAUCCAUAUGGGCAACAAAUGUUUACCUCACAGAAUGCUCCAACGGUCAGGCCACUCAGAGAGAAUUCAUUUUCUGAUCAUAGUACAGCCAUCAGUCAUCCCUUACCGCUUCCACCUCCUCCAUCACACCAGUACCACCAGCCGCAGAGUCUUUCAGGAUGCAGUACUCUCUCGUGGUCAGCUUCAGGCCUUCCUUCAACCCAGCAUAAUAUCGUCCGAAACCACACUGGCUCCCUGGCAACAGCCAACAGCAACCCAACAAAUACUGUUACAGAUUCUUUAUCUUGUCCUGUUAUGCAAAAUGUUCAGCCUCUCAAGUCCAGCCCAGUCGUAUCCACUGUUUUAUCAGGAGCCUCAUCAACACGAACACCUCCAGCUGCAAAUCGCCUAGUUGAGCCUGUAGCCUCAGUUACAGAGCCAUCGGAGCUGCUACAACAGAAAGAAAUGAUCACUGCUCAGCAAGAGGGUACAGUCCCAAAGGAAGUAUACCACAAGGGCCCCAAGGUCAAAGAAGGCAUGCAGUAUGGUGACUAUGUUAAUAAUCAAGCUAGCUCCGCACCAACUCCCUUGUCAUCAACUUCCGAUGAUGAGGAAGAGGAGGAGGAGGAUGAGGAAGCAGGUGUCGACAGCUCUUCUACGACAAGCAGUGCUUCUCCUAUGCCCAACAGUUAUGAUGCCUUGGAAGGAGGCAGCUACCCAGAUAUGCUUUCCUCAUCAGCAAGCAGUCCUGCUCCUGAUCCCGCUCCUGAACCCGACCCUGCUUCUGCUCCUGCUCCAGCAUCUUCUGCUCCUCAGCCUUCAAAAAUGGCCAAGCCAUUUGGGUAUGGUUACCCAACUCUUCAGCCCGGUUAUCAGAAUGCUACAGCACCACCUAACUCUGGAGUACCGCCCAGUAGCCCAGGGUAUUCUGGAUUCCAGCCGUAUGCUCAGCAGUAUCCUGGUAUGAACCAGCUGUCCUCCAGUCUAGGAGGUCUGAGUCUUCAGAGUUCUCCACAACCAGAAAGUCUGAGACCUAUAAACCUCACCCAGGAGAGGAAUAUUUUACCCGUGACUCCUGUUUGGGCUCCUGUACCGAACUUAAACUUAGACCUCAAAAAAUUAAACUGUAGCCCAGAUUCAUUUCGGUGUACUUUGACAAAUAUUCCGCAGACACAGGCUUUAUUGAAUAAAGCUAAGCUUCCUUUAGGACUGUUAUUACAUCCCUUCAGAGACUUGACGCAAUUACCAGUGAUAACAUCAAAUACCAUUGUGAGGUGCCGAUCUUGUCGAACAUAUAUCAACCCUUUUGUAUCAUUCAUUGAUCAACGGAGAUGGAAAUGCAAUUUGUGCUAUAGAGUUAAUGACGUUCCUGAAGAAUUUAUGUAUAAUCCCCUUACUCGAUCUUACGGAGAGCCUCAUAAACGACCAGAAGUACAGAAUUCAACUGUGGAGUUCAUUGCUUCUUCAGAUUACAUGCUUCGUCCUCCUCAACCUGCAGUUUACUUAUUUGUUCUAGAUGUAUCUCAUAACGCAGUAGAAGCUGGAUAUUUGACAAUUUUGUGCCAGUCAUUGUUAGAAAAUCUAGACAAGCUUCCUGGAGAUUCACGAACAAGAAUAGGAUUUAUGACCUUCGAUAGCACUAUUCAUUUCUACAAUUUACAAGAAGGAUUAUCACAGCCUCAAAUGUUGAUUGUGUCUGAUAUAGAUGAUGUUUUCCUACCUACACCGGAUAGCUUACUUGUGAAUCUAUAUGAGAGUAAAGAGCUUAUAAAAGACUUAUUGAAUGCAUUACCAAAUAUGUUCACCAAUACAAGAGAAACACACAGUGCCCUUGGUCCUGCGCUUCAGGCUGCCUUUAAAUUAAUGUCUCCAACAGGUGGCCGUGUGUCUGUAUUUCAGACACAGUUACCUUCCUUGGGUGCAGGACUUCUGCAGUCCAGAGAAGACCCUAAUCAGAGAUCAAGCACAAAGGUUGUACAACAUCUUGGCCCUGCAACUGAUUUUUAUAAGAAACUGGCUUUAGAUUGCUCAGGGCAGCAGACUGCAGUGGAUCUGUUCCUUUUAAGUUCACAGUAUUCUGAUCUUGCUUCUCUAGCUUGCAUGUCCAAGUACUCCGCAGGGUGCAUCUAUUAUUACCCGUCUUUCCACUAUACUCACAAUCCUUCACAAGCAGAAAAGUUACAAAAAGACCUAAAACGGUAUCUCACAAGAAAAAUUGGAUUUGAAGCGGUUAUGAGAAUAAGGUGUACGAAAGGUCUUUCAAUGCACACUUUUCAUGGAAACUUCUUUGUCCGUUCCACUGAUUUGUUAUCCCUUGCCAACAUCAAUCCUGAUGCUGGAUUUGCAGUACAAUUGUCAAUAGAAGAAAAUUUGACAGAUACUUCCUUAGUGUGCUUUCAGACAGCCCUGUUAUAUACAUCAAGCAAAGGUGAGCGGAGAAUUAGAGUGCACACGCUGUGUUUGCCAGUAGUAAGCUCACUUGCAGAUGUAUAUGCGGGAGUGGAUGUACAGGCUGCCAUCUGCCUCCUGGCAAACAUGGCUGUUGAUCGGUCUGUCUCGUCCAGCCUGUCAGAUGCAAGAGAUGCCUUAGUGAAUGCUGUGGUGGACUCCCUGUCUGCAUAUGGCUCAACUGUCUCAAAUUUACAGCACUCCACACUGAUAGCACCCAGCUCCCUCAAGCUCUUUCCCCUCUAUGUUUUGGCCCUUCUCAAACAGAAAGCAUUUAGAACCGGUACAAGCACACGCCUCGAUGAUCGUGUAUAUGCCAUGUGUCAGAUAAAGUGUCAACCGCUUGUUCAUCUGAUGAAAAUGAUUCACCCCAACUUAUACAGGAUAGACAGACUGACAGAUGAGGGUGCAAUACAUGUUAAUGACAAGGUUGUACCUCAGCCACCUCUUCAAAAAUUGUCUGCAGAGAAACUGACAAGAGAAGGUGCUUUCCUUAUGGACUGUGGCUCUGUUUUUUACAUUUGGAUUGGAAAAAGCUGUGACAAUCACUUCAUAGAGGAUGUACUCGGGUAUCCUAAUUUUGCAUCAAUACCACAGAAAAUGACUCAUCUUCCAGAGCUAGAUACACUUUCAUCAGAAAGAGCAAGAUCCUUUAUAACUUGGCUUAGAGACAACAGACCAUUAAGCCCAAUUCUUCACGUGGUAAAAGAUGAGAGUCCUGCCAAAACAGAAUUUUUUCAACAUUUGAUUGAAGACCGAACAGAAGCCGCAUUCUCUUACUAUGAAUUUUUGCUUCACAUUCAGCAGCAGAUUUGUAAGUGAAGUGGAAUAAAAUUUGAAUAUGAAGAAAAAGACCCAUAGCCUAGGUAAAGCAUAAUCUGUCAGGAAAGCACAUCUAGGAUAUUUGAAACGAAGGCAUUUGCUGUUACAAGACAGAGUGCGUAGAGUGUAGCACCCUGAGGCUUUGGCAAAAGGUGAAGGGGAAGAAAGAACUUGACAGGUUUUCUUCAGCCUGAAUUAAUGGUAUUUAUGAUGCUGUUUCACCGAGUCCACUUUGAAUUGGUUUCUGCACAUUUCCAGUAGUGCGGCAGUGCAAGCCGGCACAUUUAGGUAGCUCUGUGGAAUGAUAACGUCAUAAUGUCAAAUUAGAUCAAUUCCUUUUUCUGAUAAUUGAUAGAAACUCUUCCGGACUUGAACUCUGUCUGACAAGAGAUGCCAAAAGGCAGUGGUACCGUGUUACUUGUUUAUAUGAAUUACUUUUUAACAAGGAAUGAUUUGUAUUCAUGAAUUCAAUAUUUUCCCUGUAAAAAAAAAGUAGCAUUUCAGUACAUGAACUAUAGAAAAAUAUAUAUAUAAUGUACAUAAAUGUUACAUUUGUAAAGAAAAUGUAAAAAUGUAACUACAAAAUACAAAUUGCUUAAACUGAACUGCAUUGUUGGAUGACAACUCCUUUUGUCACAGUUCAAGAAUGAGGUUGACUAAUGCGUGUUAUGAAUUGAGUCCACGAAAGAAAUACAAAACUCUUUGUAAUUCUGUUAAAUCUUUUAUGUGGAUUUAUUUAUGAUCAGCCUACUAAUUAAAAAUAUUUUGCUUGACAAUA